AUGUUCAUAGAUAAAAACAACAAGAGAAUACAAGAACACAUACCUCACUUUCGUACCUUUCGUUUUGCAUUGAACAAACCUUACCUAUACGUAAAUUAA
Messenger RNA from Blumeria graminis f. sp. triticale, 99 nucleotides. The record is from the annotation of a GenBank genome assembly. Lineage: Eukaryota; Fungi; Ascomycota; Leotiomycetes; Helotiales; Erysiphaceae.